This is a messenger RNA of Xenopus laevis (African clawed frog), 1881 nucleotides long. It is a transcript of the gene hexim1.L, whose product is annotated as hexamethylene bis-acetamide inducible 1 L homeolog. Gene Ontology annotation, molecular function: 7SK snRNA binding; snRNA binding; cyclin-dependent protein serine/threonine kinase inhibitor activity. Gene Ontology annotation, cellular component: nucleus; cytoplasm; nucleoplasm. The record is from RefSeq and is marked provisional. NCBI's taxonomy places the organism in Eukaryota, Metazoa, Chordata, Amphibia, Anura, Pipidae. Gene Ontology annotation, biological process: negative regulation of transcription by RNA polymerase II.
GAGUGGUUGGCGUGUGUAUCGUAUCGGGAGACGUGAGAGCGAGUAAAAGCUAAGCCAAGUUGUUCAUCCUGCGUGUUCAAAAGCGGCCAGCUGGUGGCAGUGUGUAACAGCUACAUUCCAGUGCAGCGUUUUUACCACACGGCUGCUUGAGGAGAAAGGCAGCCAGAAGAGAACUGUGACAGGAGAGCUCAUUGUAAUUGAGACUGUUACACCAAGCAGAGCUUUUCUGAGGCAAACUGCCUGUCACUUUCCCUGGCUUUACGACACUUGACUCAAAGUAAAGUUGCAGUCUUGCUCAUCUGUUGCAUUCCCCCCACAAGGAAGAAGCUAUGUCUGAAGUGGGAAUCUGCAAAAGUUUGGCAGGUGGGGGUAGCCUUCUGGCCCCUAAGGAAGGCGGUGGGUGGCACCACCCUGUGGAGAGAGAGGAGCACCCAGUGGGAGAUGCCAACACUGUAUCCGAGGGCCACGACAAAGAAAGUGCCUACCAAAACCCAGGGCAGCUGGUCAAGGCAGAAGCUCAAGAAGACGAUUGGAAGGAGCUCGGCAAAAAGAGGCAUAGGAGACUCCGAUCUAAAAACAAGAGACGGUGGAAACCCUACGAUAAACUCACCUGGGAGGAGAAGAAGGAGCUCGAAGAGCGUCAAUCCCAAAGGGCAUCAAGGAUACGAGCAGAAAUGAUUGCCAAGGGGCAGCCUGUGGCACCCUACAAUACCACCCAGUUCCUAAUGGAGGACCACGAUCAAGAAGAGCCAGACCUGUGCCCCCCGCCGAGAAAGUCCUCCGCCGCUCUUCCCCUGGCCCUCAACAACUCGUCCUACAAAGGAGACAGCACAGACGAUGACUUGGAGGAAGAGGAAGACGAAGCGGGCAGCGACGGAAUGGGGGGCUACGAUGGGGAAGACUUUUUGCAGAAGGAUUUCUCGGAGACCUAUGAGAGGUACCAUGCAGAGAGCCUACAGGACAUGAGCAAGCAAGACUUGAUUAAAGAGUACCUGGAGCUGGAGAAAUGCUUGAGUCGGAUGGAGGAAGAGAACAACCACUUGAGGGUCCAGUCGUUGGCCAGCGCCCCCGCUGCUGACCACAGGGACACAAGGAUCCAGGAAUUGCAAGUAGAGCUUGAGAAGCUGAAGGAGGAGAACCAACGACUUCUUCAGGAAGGGAAGCAAGUGGCAGCAGACUCGCCUUAACACUGACCAUUCAAUGACUUGACUAAUGCCACUGAACUUUCAAAAGUCAAAAAUCAGGUCAACACUUUCCCUUACAACACCAUCAGGGGGGGCAGCUGGAACUACUAUUGGGGGGCAUUUUUUUAAAGGCCUGGACAUCAAUUUCCCCCCCCCCCUUUUGUAGCCGGACCCAUUAGGGUCUCUUGCUCCUGGGCAGGUAAGGCACUAUCUGGGCCCUGGAAGACCAUACAAAGGGCCUGCUCUGCUCAUGGGAGGCGGGGCCUGACUGCCUAGUGCUGAAUUUCUUAUUGUGGCCCUGGCUUGAAUAAGCAUAUUGCUGGCCUAGAACUGUCGUGGCUCUAUGCUAGGCCUCCAGAGUUUACCCACCCUUCUCUAAAAAAAAUCCAGUUUUUUUUUUAAUUUAAAAAAAAAAAAAUUGAAUUGUAACAUUCAAAAACAACACAAAUCAACUGGGGAAAAGACUUCCUUUUGACUUGAUCACAUUAAGACUUUUUUUUUGUUUUUUUUUUUUUCUUAUAGCAACUUUACAGUGUCUAUAUAUAAAUAUUAAGUAUACCGUUUUUUUUUAAAAUGAUGUUAUGAUUUCUUUGUCGGUUUGACUCCUUUCUGCCUAUUCUCUAAGCUCUCCCUGCAUUCUAACCUGUUUAAUGAUUUUUUUUUUCCAGUAUGAAACUUUUUAAUAAAUGUUUAAAAA